Molecule: messenger RNA, 1197 nt
Organism: Metopolophium dirhodum (rose-grain aphid)
Lineage: Eukaryota; Metazoa; Arthropoda; Insecta; Hemiptera; Aphididae
Exons: 2
Coding region: 1-1197 (398 amino acids)
Source: RefSeq, a predicted model, not a curated record
AUGGUGAACACCGAGGAAGAAAUCGGUCUCCCCGCUCAUUUGUUAGACCAUGAUUAUUUCCGGCCAGUUGUUUACGAGAAUAACCCGAUUGAAGAACUCACGGAUGAAGAUGAAGAAGAACGAGUACUCGAGGAUGAAGAAGAAGAUCCUGUAGAAAACGUUGUACCAGUAACCUACAGACUGAUUCCAGGGAUUCAUCAUGGUUCAAGAGUUUGUGUGAAUAAUUUAGGUUUUAAGUACUACAAGCGCGAAGCCACAGCCAACCGCAUAUACUUGGUAUGUGAGCGGCAAAAAAGUGGGCUUUAUGAGUAUUGUCCUUGUACAGCAUCAGUGAGUACAGAAGUUAUUGACAAUAUAAUAAGAGUUCGGAAUCGUCACAACCAUAGACCUGCAGAUAUAAAUUUACAUGUACCUUUCUUAAGAGAAGCAAUUGGUGCAAAGGGCAUUGAUCCUGAAAACAUGUCUGUUUCAGUUAGGACUGUUUACAACAAUGCAAUUGUUCAGUAUCCAGAAGCUGCUAACAAUUACACAUUUAUGCAAGGACAGAGAAGAUGGAAGAGGAUGCGUAGGUCUCGUCAACCAAAUGGCGGACGCAUACCCGAGAACAUCCAUGAGCUCACUGAAGCAUUGACCCGACCAGAGAAUGCUGUGUACAGUCACACGCUUCAAACACCACCGUCAACAUUCUUCCAACAAGAACUAGUGAUCAACGGAACAAGCAAAGGAGUUAUUUUUGCAAACUUGGAUGCAAUUAGAAGAUUUAGAGAAGAGUUGGCCACAGUAACAACUGUUGGCAUUGAUGGAGCAUUCAAGACUGUUCCAGCUGCUCCAGCAGACUUGAAAAGUUUCCUGACUUUUCAAGUGGUAUUUAAGAGUGUGUCGUUCCCAAUGGUGUAUGUCCUUCUAAGAAGUCGGACAGAAGAAACAUACGUCACAUUAUUUAACAUUGUACGGCAAAUUUUACCUCUUAACUAUAAUUUAACUCGGUUUGUUACAGAUUUUGAAAGAGGACUCAUGAAUGCAGUUCAACAAGCAUUUCCAGAAAGCAGAUUGGGAUGUUGCUGGUUUCAUUAUACCCAAACGAUUGUACGUUAUUGUCAUCGUAAAUCGAAUGGUGUUUUGGAUCUAGUCAAGAGAAGUCCUGAAGCAGCUCGUGUUUUCAGAAUGGUUCUUGCACUGCCUCAUCUUUUCAGUUGA